AUGAAUUUUAAUGUCUGGAAUAUCAAAGAGAUGCUCAGUAUUCCCUCAGGUUCUGGGACUACUAGGUCAUCUAACUGGAAUAAUAAUCAGACUGAUUACUCCAGUCUCAGUGAUUCCCAGUUCCUUUUUGGAUCCCAGUUCUGUCCAGAAAGUUCAGAGACCCUGUCAACACCCUUGGACUUUGGUGUCCAUUUGAGACAUCCAAAACAGUCACAACAGAAUUCUCUGGAUAGUGAACCUAGUAUUUUCACAAAGUACCAAACAAAACCCCAGCUGUUUGGAGGAGAUACAAAAGAUGGAGGCUUAUUUCCUCUUCCUUUGUCAGUCGGAAAAUCAAAAGGCCUCUUGGAACAGUUUGAGGAGAAAAAGAAAAGUGCAAAAGACAAAUGCGACAGUGAGACUCUAUACAACUUAAUUUCCCAUAUCAGAGAAAGCAUUCACAGGUUACAGACAUCUGUGGAAAACUCUGAGGAACAUCUCAGUUCAAGAAGCCAAACUAUUUUGGAUUCUUUGGAGACUGUGGCCAAGACAUUGCAAGAGACUGCGCAAGCCCAGAGUGAUCUGGUGUUGGAAACAAUGCAGGACAAAGGCAACAUGAAGCAGGCCAUCCUUGAAUUACAAAAGAGAUUUGAAGCUAGACAAGCAGAGUUUAUAGAAAUGAAGUCCAACCUGAAGCAACUUGAAGUUUUAGUUGCCCAGCAAAGUAAGGACUUGCAGCAGCUGUCCGAACAGCUAGGCCAGCUGAAUAUGCCUAGUGUCCUAGCUGAGCUAAAGCAACUGAUCUCUGUCCCUCAGAUACCAAGACACUUGAAAGAGAGCACUUCUCAGACCUCACCACCUUUGGCCCAAAGCAUCAAUUUCACCAGGCAGGGAAAAAAUGCCUUUAAGGAACCAGUUAUGUGGCAAACUCAAGCCCUCCCUACUGCACGCAAUCUUAGUGUGGGCUCCCUGAGGCCUGGGGAGUUUGAUGUCUGGGGUGUGGGAGCAAAGAGUGAUGCUCUCCAAGAAGAAGCUACACGGGUGGCAGUUGGAACUGGCAAAAGAAACAAGCAAAUCAAGGACAAGGCAGUGCAGACCAACUGCCAGAAUAGGGCUAUUACUAAAACAGCCUCCGGCAUCCUGGGCCAUAACGUUCCCAGUGAAAGGGACCUGGUUUUCCAAGGAGCCUCACAGCUUAUAUCCCUGGACUUAAACAACUUUGCAGCCAGCAUUAAGAACACCUGCCAAAAAUGUCAAGCCAAAGGCAUGUUUUUGUGUGACUCUUGCGAACAAAGGUUGGUGAAUGGACAGAAAGGCAGAACUGUAGAAAGAGGGAGGAAAGGCAAGAAGCAGCAGAGGAAAGCCCCCAGAGGCAGGCUUCUAGCCAGGAAACAAGAACAAACCACAAGCAAAACCUGUGUUUCCCAUUCUAAAUAUCCUCAGCCUCCAGUUUCUGGCCCACAAAGGCCCCCUCAGGGGCAGCAGGAAGCCCUUGCUCAGUCCUUGCAUCUUCAGGGCCCCAGGAGCCCCACAAAGCCAGUCUGCUCUGCUCUGGGAGGCACAGUUAUGGCCACUAAGACAGUAAAGUCAAUGCAAGGGAACUUCUUGCAGCUGAGUGGACAUGCUUCCCAAGACAACAGCCUGCUUUCUUGCAGUUCUCAGGGGGACCACCAGAUGAGCUGGUUCAGUGACCUCAAUCUCGGAAGAGAGCCCCCUCUCUGCAAGGAGCUAGGGAAGAAUACGCUCUAUGACCUGGGUUUUGACAGCAGUGAUGAUGGCUUCUGA
This is a messenger RNA of Sus scrofa (pig), 1764 nucleotides long. It is a transcript of the gene IHO1, whose product is annotated as interactor of HORMAD1 1. NCBI's taxonomy places the organism in Eukaryota, Metazoa, Chordata, Mammalia, Artiodactyla, Suidae. Gene Ontology annotation, biological process: homologous chromosome pairing at meiosis; meiotic DNA double-strand break formation; DNA recombination. Gene Ontology annotation, cellular component: condensed nuclear chromosome. The record is from RefSeq and is a predicted model, not a curated record.